CUUUAUCCAAAAUAAGGUUGUCGUUUGGUUGGUCAGUUGCAGUCGGUUGGUUGAGGCUAUAUUUGGUAAACGGAAGAUUUCACACAGGUUACCAUGAGCCCUUGUUGAGAGUUUACAUAACAUAUGAAUUAACACCCCCCCCCCCCUCCUUAAAAAAAAAAAAGAAAAAUGGAGGAAGACAUGGAGUUUGAAACCACAGGGUUUCACCCACACAGAGUGAAGGAUGAAAAGCCGAUGUUUGACUCCGAUUACUACGCAGCAGAGGCUCUGGCCUGUGACAUGGAUAUUCCUGUGAUUUACAGUACUGGGAGGAACAAGGAACCAAUAGAGGAGUGGUUAGAGAAAAAUAAACCCUCUAUGAUUCACAGAGAUGAUGGAUUUGGUUGGAUUCACGUCAUCCGUUCAGAGAAGACAAAAAACAUAAACUCGGAUGAAGUGGACGUUUUGGGAUUACAAGAGGCAUGGGAAAACCUGAAAGCAUCAAAAAGAGAUAUAAGUAAAGACAAAAUUUUUGAACUAGCAAACAAUUUUAGAGUUACUGCUGGUAAGUGGAUGUUUUGGGUGGCAACUGGAGGAAAGGGAGAUUACUUGUGGUCCUUGGUUGCCAAAGGUAUUGCAAAUGGGAAUACUUUGGCUAAGCAGGCCAAAAUCAGUGCUUGUGAACAGGGUAAAGAGGGUCCUGAUAAAAACGAACAUGUAGUAUGCAUCUAUAAUGACAACUUUCUGGAUAAAGACCAAGUAUUUGAAAGUGAAAGAACAAUAAGAAGCCUGGGAAUCAAAUGUCAGCUUCAGUACAAACCAGAUGUGUUCACCUACCUGGGAGUCUACCGAAAAAAUCCUUGGAAUCUUAGACCCACUAUUUACAAUAGCAACUUUGAUGUCAUAAGAAAUCAGUCUAUUAUUGAAGAAGUGCAUGGUAGAUUUUAAAAGGUGGAAGUGAAAGGAGACUAGUGAUUCAUUUUUUUUUUAAUCUUAAAUGCAAUGAGAAGUACAUUGUAAUUUGAUUUUUAAGGAUGUUGUGAAGCAACAAAAUAGUUAGUUGAUUAAGAGUUAUUAAAUUAUCAUAAGAUGAUCCAAAAAGACUGUCAAAAUGAUAUUUACUUUAAAAAAAAUAUUUCGCCUAGGAUCUAGAGGGUGUAUAUGUCUCAGACUUUCUUAAACUUUUCAGAUUUUACAUAUGCUGCACUUCCUACUUAGCAGAGUGUCAAUUAAGUUCUAAAUUUUGAAUUUACCAGGCAUAUAUGUAAGAUUACUCAGUACAGCUACUGGUAAAUUUUGCAGAGAACUUCAACAUGAAUUGCACUUUUUUUUUCUGAGGAGAAAAAAAUAUUUACCCACAAAAUUUAAUAAACUUUUGAAUAUAGGAGUAAGAUACAUGUACCCAUCUGUCACACUGGUUCUACUGAGUAACAUUUUUCUAUCUGACAAAUGAGUGUAUGAAUACAAUCAAGUAAAGUCAA
Saccostrea cuccullata (small rock oyster) is the source of this 1460-nucleotide messenger RNA. RefSeq names its product UPF0696 protein C11orf68 homolog. The transcript is spliced from 3 exons. NCBI's taxonomy places the organism in Eukaryota, Metazoa, Mollusca, Bivalvia, Ostreida, Ostreidae. Bases 169 to 927 code for a protein of 252 amino acids. The record is from RefSeq and is a predicted model, not a curated record.